CAGUGCGUCAUUCAUUUAUGACGUUGCCGUGUGCAGGAUCAAUGACGUAACGGCAAACGAUUGGUUAGCGCCCGUUGACUUUUAUCACGUGGCACGUUCCCUCUUCUCCGUGAUGCUCUGUCUCUCUGCCUCUGCAGCUCCAGCGAAGAACGUGCCGCCGCCCGCCGGCCAGCUUCUGUUCCGUUCAAUCCGCAACAAUACGGAACGUGCUUCCGCGACCAGAAUUUUGCUUACGGUAGAUCGUAGAGGUUAUAUUUAAAUUAGGAUGGCAGAGGCGGUGUUAACGGAGGAAGAAAUAAUACAGAAGCACAAGAGGGAACGCAAGGAACUGCAAGCGCAAAUACAGACCUUGAAGAAAUCCAUUUGCAAAGGUGACAAGAAGAAGAAGAAAGAGAUCACGGAGGAGAUAGGGCGUCUGGAGGAGAGCUUGGAGAAACGUCAAGUGGAGGAGGCGAACACGUGGAGACUGGCUCAAGUUACGCUGAACGACGAACAGACGGCGGAGCCCGCGGCGGAGGCGAGCGAAGAAAUCAGCAAGGACAAUUGCUCGGAGCAGUCGGCGCACAGGGUUUCCAAAGCGCAGAAGAGACGGGAGAAGAAAGCGAUCGCGGAGAAGGAGCGCAAUCAGAGGAUCAUCGAGCAGGAGGCGCUCAACGUCUUCGGCAAGAGGAAUGUCGAGACGGAAGCCAUAAAGAAGAUCCUCUCUGAGCGCGACUUAAUCAUUUAUGAAAUUCCCAGCGACGGUCACUGUUUAUAUAACGCCGUGGCGCAUCAGCUCAAGAUAAAUGGAGAUACGCCACUUAGCCUGCACGAUCUCAGAACAAAGACUGCUGAGUACUUGAGAGAAAACAUGAACGACUUUUUGCCAUUUCUCUCCAAUCCCGACACCGACGAGCUGUUGACACCUGAAGAGUAUGAAAAGUACUGCAACGACGUGGCCGAGACAAGUGCUUGGGGCGGCGCUGUUGAGCUACAGGUAUUAUCGCGUAUACUGAAAUGCCCGAUCGAGGUCAUACAAGCUACAGGAGCUCCGUAUAUCAUUGGAGACGAGUACAGCAAUGGCAAAAAGGUAACACUGACCUAUCAUCGUCACAUGUAUGAGUUAGGUGCUCAUUAUAAUUCUGUUACGAAAUACGUUCAGGACGAGGAGAGCUGAUAAAGGUUUGCUUUAGACUUUACUUCUAUUUUGUUACACAAGUCUUCAAACUUUUAUUAGUGAUCGAUGAAUUGAUCGUGAUGAAUUAAGCAUGUUUCAACGAACAUGUUUUUGCCAGUCAAUAAAACUAAUUUAUUUCGUGUGAAAAAUUUAAUAUAAACUUUUCAGAUAGUAUAAAAUAUUUUUAUCGAUAAAUAUACAUAGAAAUAUUGAAAAUGCUGCCAGCAGAAAUAUUUAAUCUUCCGACGAGGAUAUUUCUAAACUUUACAUCAUUGUGAUGAUUAUUAAAGUGUUUAUAAGAAAAAUUCUUCAAAUGUGUACAGUGACUGUUAAAGGACUGAGUGUAAAAUGCAUGUAAUUAAUUUUUCUAUAAGCUAAAAUUAAAAAUUGUGUAUUACAUUAAAUGCGUGAUGAAAAUAUAUUACUGAUCAGAUGUAAUCUUACUCUUAAUAGUCACACACAUUUUAGGAAUUCUUUUUUACAGUUAUUAGUUAGUUAAAAAUACGAAAUACAUAUCAAUGAACCAUUAGUGAAAUGUAUUUUCUUGAUUAUUUCAACUAGUUUACUGACUCACAUUUUGAGAUGCACAUUUAGAGCUAAAAAUGACUGAAAGUUCUAUAUAUAAAUCUACUGAAAUAUUAGAUUUUUUCUGUAGUUUCCUAAAAUACGUUUUUAUCGUGCAUUUAAAUAUAAUCACAUCCUAAAGUUUUUUUUUGUAUAUUUGCAAAUAUGUUUUAUCAUAUCGGAAGUUGGAACUUAACAACAGAUCAAGUAAAUGGUUCUUAAUAUAUCAUACAUUACUGUGCGAUCUUCCUAUAUUAAACGGGCUUCAGGUAGUCAUAUUUAGCGCUAGACGUGCGAUGAGAAUGUGGACUGUAGGAGCGCGUUUAGUAUAUAUUUACUUAAAAUACUUAAAUAUAUCAAAUACAGACUAUUAUAAAUAUCUCGGCAAAUUAGAUGUGAGCUGAAUUAGCGCUCUUGUGUUACUAGAGUGAUUAAAUUUAUAUAGAAUUGUAUUUAUUUUACACAUAAAUGGAUAUCAGACAAUAUAAAAAUGCUGCCAGCAAAUAUGCAAAUACUUAUUAAGAUUCAAUGUUCUUUGGCUUAUUCCAAGGAUUGAGGUACGAGAUGUAUGUUAUUCUCUUGUUGCGCAUGUCUAACCGUGUUCAUUGUGGUAGCUGUCACGUUUUGAAAUAUCAAGCGGCUAUCAAAAAUUUACGCCUAUGAAGAGGUACGUCCGAGAUUGUGCGUUUUUAAAAGCUCCACUCGGACAGGAUAAAUUGACGAUGUGAUUUGAUUUGGAAUGAGAAAGGAUAAAGACUGUCCAAGAGUACUACUUUAAUUCAUUUUAACUGGUGAGAAUCAAUUUUGGUCCUUAAUUUUUCGAACAAAUAGACUUUGAACUACGUAGUUUGUUAUUUCGCAUCUUGGAGCGACAGUGAGUUAAAAAUAUCCUAGUCUUGAAAUGCAGCUCACACAGGAGUGUUCCUUGCAAAAAUUUAUUCUCUUAAUAUCAUCUGUUUCUUGAUUAAUUCUGGAUUUUCAUAUAUUUUACUUAAUAGAAUACGUAAUAAUCUUUUGUGACAUUCUUCGUUUAUCUAUAUAAAACGAUGGAAGAAAAAAUAUAAUGGUUUAUAAUUAUGACGUUAAUUGACAAGGAACAUUCUGAUAUAUACAAUGAUAUUGUUCUCAUAUAUUUUUGCGAUUUUCAAAUAUGUCUAUUUGAUCGUAUGUAAUGGAUGUGUGUAGUCGGGUAUCAAAUAAAUAUAUGUAUAAAAAAAAA
This is a messenger RNA of Wasmannia auropunctata (little fire ant), 2939 nucleotides long. Its product is annotated as OTU domain-containing protein 6B. The transcript has 4 exons. The coding region runs from base 266 to 1156 and encodes 296 amino acids. Gene Ontology annotation, molecular function: cysteine-type deubiquitinase activity. The record is from RefSeq and is a predicted model, not a curated record. Gene Ontology annotation, biological process: protein deubiquitination. NCBI's taxonomy places the organism in Eukaryota, Metazoa, Arthropoda, Insecta, Hymenoptera, Formicidae.